This is a messenger RNA of Contarinia nasturtii (swede midge), 2115 nucleotides long. Its product is annotated as UDP-glucuronosyltransferase 2C1-like. Lineage: Eukaryota; Metazoa; Arthropoda; Insecta; Diptera; Cecidomyiidae. Bases 130 to 1707 code for a protein of 525 amino acids. The transcript is spliced from 7 exons. Gene Ontology annotation, molecular function: UDP-glycosyltransferase activity. The record is from RefSeq and is a predicted model, not a curated record.
AACGAUUUACAGUUUUCAAUGUUCAAUCAGUUGUGAUUCUGUAUGUUUGAAAAGUUUCUUUCACUUCAUAACCGAUUGUUGGAGGUUUGAGGAGGAAAUCAUUUGAACAGGGGCUUUUAUCUCGUUAAAAUGUCGAUUCGACUUGUUUUUUUCAUUGUUUGCAAUAUUUUAUUUGUGAAUGGAUCAAACAUACUGAUUCUGGCCACAUUACCUUCACCAAGUCAUCAUAUUUGGAUUGGAGCAGUAACCAGUGAAUUGGCCGGACAUGGACAUAAUAUUACUGUGAUUUCACCAGAUAUUGAUAAAAAUCCACCGCCUGGAAUACACUACAUUUUAAUCGAAAAUCAGUAUACCGAUGUUAACAGGCAAUUUUUAAAAGAAAUGCUUUCGGCGCCAGGCGCAACUAGUUUAAUCCAGGAUGCUUUGGCUAUGUUUAAAGUUCGCACCGAUAUUUGUGAAGCACAAGUCCAAACAAAUGGUUUUAAAACAUUGCUCAACUAUCCGGACAAUUUCAAAUUCGACCUAAUUAUUCAUGAUUACACCUGCGGUCCAUGUCAUUUACCAUUUGCCCAUAAAUUCAAAAAUCCACCACUAUUGGGUGUCACCGGAUACAGCAAUCCAUCCUUUAUGCCUUUGAUGAUGGGGGGACACCAAUAUACUGCAUAUAUUCCACACAAUGCACUUUUGUCGGAUAAAAAUAUGAACUUUUUGGAAAGACUCACGAAUUUUCCAAUUUAUGGCCUGGAAAAUGUAUAUCGACAGCAAUUUUUUAUUCCGGCUAUUGACACUAUAGUCCAAAAAAGUUUUGGCACGAAUAUUCCAUCAGUCAGUGAAUUGGAGAAAAGAACGGCACUUGCAUUUGUUAAUACAAAUCCGGCCAUGGAUUAUCCGGCACCACUUUCAGAAAAUAUAAUUCCAGUCGCUGGCCUACAUAUCAAAGAUCCAAAACCGAUACCAAGUGAUUUGAAGGCAUUCGUUGAUUCGUCAAAUAAAGGGAUAGUUAUAUUCUCACUCGGAACUAACUUCCGAAGUGAUUUUCUGCCGGAAGCGAAACAAAAACUUUUCUUGGAAGUUUUUCGACAAUUUCCGGAUUAUCAUUUUCUGUGGAAAUUUGAGAGCAAUCUUCCUGCAUCAAAUUUACCGAAAAAUGUUUUAAUUCGGCCGUGGUUGCCCAUCUCAAACAUUUUGGCUGAUUCUAAAACAAAAGCGAUUUUCUUUCACGGCGGUUUGUUAACAACCCAAGAAGCCAUUUGGCGAGGCGUUCCAAUGAUUAUAAUGCCACUGGGAUUCGAUCAGAAGCAGAAUUUGAUGAAAACAAAACGACUGGGGAUAUCUGAAGGUGUUGAUUAUUUUUCACUAUCAAAAGCUGAAUUAAAAAAGACUCUUCAUAAAGUACUUGAAGAUCCAUUAUAUUCGAUAAAUGCUUUGAAAUGGUCGGCCAAAUUCAGAGAUCAAAAAGAGAAACCGUUAGAUCGAGCUGUCUGGUGGAUCGAAUGGUUACUUCGGAAUCCAGAUUGCGAUCACUUGAAAUCGCCUGUUCUUCAACUUGGAUUUAUCGUCGGAAAUUCAUACGAUAUCAUUGCGUUUAUUAUAUUACUUGUCACUGUUAUCUUAAUCAUUUCCCUAAAAAUCUUUGGUCAUUGUAUUAGAAAAUGCUCAAGAAACAUUUAUUCAAAAGAAACUAUGCCACAUAAAAAAUUCGAAUAAAGAACGCCCUUUUUAUCAUAUCGUGCCAUAUAGCAGCAAGAUAGUCAAAAACGAAAAAAACGUUUUCGAUCGAUUUUUCUCGCUUUUCCGAUGGAAAACUCGCACAAAUAACAAAAUUAUUCAUCCCCAUAGAGAAUGUAACAUCGUGGUUAUUCGCCCAGAAGAUUUUGAACCAUGUCGCAUCUACCUACUCCACAAGCUUCCACUUAAGCUCAUUUCAUCUCUCUCGCGUAUGAAUGUAGUUUACUCUAUUUAUCAUGUGAGCUGUCUAUAGUGGAUCAACUGGUUACUUCGGAAUCCAGUAACAAGACUGCCGGAUGCAGUUCUUGGUUCAUUGUGCCAAUAAAUAAAUUUUAAUUAUAUACAAUAUAUUAGCCAAAUUGUAUAACUGAAUAAAUGUUAAUCUAA